CACAACUUGAACAGGUUAGCACACCACCACCAGCGGCCACUACCUACCUUACCUACCACCACCGUCCAUCCUUCAACAACCACCCAACACCCCCAUCUCCAUUUUCCUUCCCUUUUCCAUUUUGCAUCUUUUAUCGACCAAAUCCAGGCCGCGUGAUACCCUCUCCCGUCCUUUGCAUACAACCCGUCGACAACAAAGCACCGUCCGUCGACAUCACACUCAACCAUUCAACAACUUAAUCUCUCCUCCCCUAUUCACACAACCACCAAACCGACGCCAUGUCUGCUGAACUCCGCCGAAAGCUCGUCAUCGUUGGCGAUGGUGCCUGCGGCAAGACCUGUUUGUUGAUCGUCUUCUCCAAGGGAACCUUCCCCGAGGUCUACGUCCCUACCGUUUUCGAGAACUACGUCGCCGAUGUCGAGGUUGAUGGCAGACACGUCGAGCUCGCGCUAUGGGAUACGGCUGGUCAGGAGGAUUAUGACCGUCUCCGCCCCCUGUCCUACCCCGACUCUCACGUCGUCUUGAUCUGCUUCGCCAUCGACUCUCCCGAUUCGCUCGACAACGUUUCCGAGAAGUGGCACUCUGAGGUUCUUCACUUCUGCCGUGACGUCCCAAUUAUCCUCGUUGGCUGCAAGAAGGAUUUGCGCCACGACCCCAAGACCAUUGAGGAGCUCCGCAAGACCAGCCAGAAGCCCGUUUCCCCCGAAGAGGGUGAGGCUCUGAGGAAGAGAAUCAACGCUCACAAGUACCUCGAGUGCUCGGCCAAGACCAACGAGGGUGUCCGUGAGGUGUUCGAGAACGCGACAAGAGCCGCCCUUCUCAAGAAGACAAAGACGAAGAGGGGCCUCUGCAAGAGCUCGGUCUAAACAAACCACAGCUCUUUAGAGAGAUGCUUUUAUUUCUAUCGCACGACGAACAACAUCAUCUGCACCAAGCCCUCCCCGGAUAGCCUCGCAACAUGUAAUCAAGCAACGGUUUUCAAAGCGAAAGAUGAUCAUCACCUUAGUUGAUAAUUCUCUGCCAAUGACGCCGUCGAUGCUGCUACCGAGCGGAUAAUAUUUCACAGAGAGAAGAAGAAAGGGGUGUGGAGAGCGCAAAUGGGGAGGGGCUUGGGAUUUCGGGGAUACUUAUGGGCCUUACUACUCGAUAUUUAGGGAGGAUAACUGGGUCUGGACUCCUUUCCACUAUUUCUGUGUGUGUGUGUGGUCGGCGUGGACGGGUGCGUGGCUUGUGUUCAUGUAUACACAAACGGAGGACACCUGAGGGCGGUAAAGGGAAAGAGAGAGACUGGAGAAAGGAGUUUUGCGGUUCAAUAUUUCUUGUUUCUUCUGGAAUCACAUGCCGCGUCUCUGGCCCUCCCCUUACCUGUCUCCUUUAUUUCUCUUUCUCUGUCACUGCCCGUGUGCGUCUGUCUCUUAUCUCUCUCUCUGUGUCUACCUGUCUGUUAUUAAUCUCUAGUUUUAUCGCGUUCUUGUUUAUCUGUCUCCGUCUGCUGCUGCUGCUGCUGCAUGGUUCAAAUUGGGAUUUUGAGCUCGAAUGUUCCGUAUUGUUUGGGCGAUCGGCGUGGCGAGGCCGCCGAAUGUCCCUGCUACUUCCAUAGACCGUUGACGACAAUUGCUGUUACCUAUUGUACAUC
Messenger RNA from Neurospora tetrasperma FGSC 2508, 1636 nucleotides. Its product is annotated as GTP-binding protein RHO-1 protein. NCBI's taxonomy places the organism in Eukaryota, Fungi, Ascomycota, Sordariomycetes, Sordariales, Sordariaceae. The coding region runs from base 279 to 866 and encodes 195 amino acids. Gene Ontology annotation, biological process: small GTPase-mediated signal transduction. The record is from RefSeq and is a predicted model, not a curated record. The transcript is spliced from 5 exons. Gene Ontology annotation, molecular function: GTPase activity; GTP binding.